ACAGGGCCGAUGUUGUGGUCUAGUUAGAACAACCCCUCUUUUGCACGAUUUGGCGCGGGGGAACUUUCUAGAAAUCCCUACAAUCUUCGCCUUUUUCUUCGUGGGUUCUUCCUUCAACAGCAAAAAUUUAUCGAUUCUAAUCUAUCGUCAGUUAAUCGAUUCUAAUCGCACGUCGCCGCGAUCGAGAACUCAUCGUCCGCCUCCGCCAUGUCGACGGUUUCGCCGGCGCCGGAAUCUUCGUUGUCGCGGUACACGUACCCCAAAGGGACCUAUUUUCCGACGCCGUUUCACCUUCAACAGCAAACGCCGCAACCCUACAUCGGCGCGGCCCUUCCCCAGGUUCAAGCGUCUGUUCCUUCAGGCAUUCCCGCCGGAUAUCUAGCUCCUGCUAGCUCAUUUGCUCAAUACCAACAAGGCAACAAAUUACAGGCAAAUCAACUGUUUCAAAGGGUUGCACAAAUAAUUACUCCAGAAGCAAUUGAGAAUGUGAAAGCUGCACUUGCAAGCAGUGAGAUUGAGCACAAAGCUGAUGCUAAGAAGAAAGCAGUGCCUCGUAAAGCUGCUGGACAAACUUGGGAGGAUCCUACUCUUGCUGAUUGGCCAGAAAGUUGUGUGAGACAAGUGGACAGGUAAAACUAAAGGCUAUGGAUUUGUAAGUUUUUCCAACCCUUCAGACCUUGUGGCAGCCCUUAAAGAAAUGAAUGGCAAAUAUGUUGGUAAUCGACCAAUCAAACUUCGGAAGAGUAGGUGGCAAGAUAGGAUCGACUACGAAGCUAUAGAGAGGCAAAAGAACCGGACUACGAAGAAGGCCAAGAUGUCGAAGAAGAGCUUGUUGCACAAGUGAAUGUAAUAAUGUGUGAGAUUCAAAACCAAGCUGAUGUGCAGAGAUGAUUUUAUGUUACUCCUUGUAUCUAAUUAUCCCUUUAAUGUAGUGUUUUCUUCAUCCGUCUCAAAAUAACUACACACUUCUCCU
Molecule: messenger RNA, 973 nt
Organism: Cuscuta campestris
Lineage: Eukaryota; Viridiplantae; Streptophyta; Magnoliopsida; Solanales; Convolvulaceae
Source: the annotation of a GenBank genome assembly